AUGAAAUCUUUAACAAAUAAUUUACCUGCAACUCAAGCAUUAGCAUUAGGAAUAGCAUUUGCUGCAAAUAUAGGUGGAGCAUCAACUCCAAUAUCAAGUCCUCAAAAUAUUAUUGCAUUUCAAAAUAUGAAAAAUUCAAGUUGGGGAUCAUUUUUAGGAGUUUCUUUACCAACAACAAUUAUAUCAUUAUUAUUAACUUACGGAUUAUUAUUAUUAACUUUUCAAACUAAAAAUGUUAAACUAUUAAAAGUUCAACCAAUAAAAGAAAAAUUAACAACAAAACAAAUAUUCAUAUGUAUUGUUUCAUUAACUACUAUUUUAUUAUGGUGUGUUAUGUCACAAAUUGAAAAUACUUUUGGAGAAGCUGGUAUUAUAAGUAUUAUUUCAAUGGUUUUAUUUUUUGGUACUGGAAUUUUAAAUACUUCAGAUAUAAAUCAAUAUCCUUAUAAUAUUGUAUUUUUAGCUUGUGGUGGUAUUGCAUUAGGAAAAGGUUUAAUUUCUUCUGAAUUAUUAGUAACAAUUGCACAAGCAUUACAAAGACGUAUUGAAAAUUUUAAUGUAUUUGCAAUAAAUAUAAUAUUUGGUGUAAUAUCAGUUGUUAUAGCAAGUUUUAUAUCUCAUACAGUUGCUGCAUUAAUUUUAAUCCCAUUAGUUAAAGAAGUUGGUCAAUCUCUUGGAAAAGAUCAUUCAAGUAUGCUUAUUUUUGGUACUGCUAUGUCUGCAUCUUUUGCAAUGUCUUUACCACUGAGUGGUUUUCCUAAUAAUACUGCAAUUUCAAUGGUUGAUUCUUUGGGAAAUAGAUAUUUAACUGUUGGAACUUUUAUCAAGAGAGGAUUUUUAGCUACUGUUAUUUGUUUUGUAAUUUCUAUAACUGUGGGUUAUGGUAUUAUGUCACUGUUUGGUUUUUAA
This is a messenger RNA of Lodderomyces pseudojiufengensis, 909 nucleotides long. RefSeq names its product PHO87. Gene Ontology annotation, biological process: monoatomic anion transmembrane transport; phosphate ion transport; polyphosphate metabolic process. Gene Ontology annotation, cellular component: membrane. Gene Ontology annotation, molecular function: phosphate transmembrane transporter activity. The record is from RefSeq and is a predicted model, not a curated record. Lineage: Eukaryota; Fungi; Ascomycota; Pichiomycetes; Serinales; Debaryomycetaceae. The transcript has a single exon. The coding region runs from base 1 to 909 and encodes 302 amino acids.